AUGCACGGCUCUCCCGCAAAGCAACGCGCCCCGCUGGCACCGCUCGACGCGAACGCAAAGCCGUCCCUGCCGUCUCCCAAAAUGCCCAAAGACGGCAGCGUCCCAGUCAUCCCCCUCACCGGCGGCUCGUCCCCUCUGAAGAAGAGCCUCUCCUCCUCCUUCACCACCACCAGCGGCACCAAGCGGCCCGCCGAGGAGCUGGCUUCGCCCGGCGGCAGCAAGAAGACGUGCGUAGAAGAGGUACGUGUCCCCCACCGUGAGAACCCUCCUUGCCCCCCUGGCAAUCAGAUGCUGAACAACGGGCCCCAGGACGCGCGCCGCUCAAGAACAAGCUCCCCCGACUCGCCCUCCCUCUUCGACACCUCGGCCGCAGAAGGCGACUCCUCGUGGGCCACGACCGCCACCGAGCCCGACGCGGGCAUUGUCGCCGACGCGCCGGCCCUGCUGGCGCCCCGGCAGAGGGGCACCAUGACGCGGGAGCAAGCAAGAGAGAAAGCGGCCAUUCUGCGCCUGCGUCUCGGCCUCGCGAGCUACAAGGUCCGCACGGGGCAGACCACCGUGCCCUUGGCCGACCUUCAGCGGAAACCGCUGCCUCGGAAAAUCGUCCGCGUGCAGUCGCCGCCGCAGUCCCAGAAACACGGGCAUGCCUCUGCCGCUGCCGGCCCACAAGAGUCCCUGGCCUCGCCGAGCACGGCCUCACCUGGUCGGAGUACCCUGCCAAAGGGCGCUGCGAGCGGGCUUCUCAGUCUGGCCAGGGGCGAGUCAUGA
Metarhizium acridum CQMa 102 is the source of this 768-nucleotide messenger RNA. The record is from RefSeq and is a predicted model, not a curated record. Lineage: Eukaryota; Fungi; Ascomycota; Sordariomycetes; Hypocreales; Clavicipitaceae.